Blepharisma stoltei is the source of this 795-nucleotide messenger RNA. Lineage: Eukaryota; Ciliophora; Heterotrichea; Heterotrichida; Blepharismidae. The record is from the annotation of a GenBank genome assembly.
AUGGACAAAAAAUCAGGAAAAAAAGAGCAAGGAAAAGUCUAUUGUGAUAUUUGCAGAAAAAGCAUCCCACAGUGGCUUAUGCCGAAGCAUCAGUAUUGCCAGCAGCAUUUACGAGCUAAAGCAGCAAGAAUGUUUUAUCAAGCUAAAUCUAAAGAAAAUCCUUACAAAAAAUUCAAAGACGACCCAGAUGCCUUUUUUUCUAAUAAAAUGCCAAUGGCACCAGAAGAGCUUGGCCCAGCACUAUUUAAUCCUCACGACGCACUUAUAACAAAAUCCAAAACUAAAGGCAUUUGGGCCCUAAUUGAAGACGAAACAACAGGCACAACCUAUUUUAAAAACAAACUCAGCGGGAAAAUGCAGAGAAAUCGUCCAGUUGGCUUGCUAGACGAAGAUUUUGAUAGAGAAGUUAUACAAAGUCUUCAAGAAAAUAACCCUCAAAGCCAAUUCAAUUAUCAAGAAUAUGAAGAAGAGGACGAAGACGAACAAGCCAAGCCAGGCGAAUGAAAAGAAGUCACAGGCAGCAGCUGGUUUGGAGAAGAUAAAGAAGAAAGUGAAGAAGAGAAAUUUGAAGGAAUUUAUGAGAAAGAUGAAAUUAUUGUAGAAGAUGAGGAAAGUGAAGAAGAAGAAGAAGGAGAAAAUAAAAGAGAAAUUAUGCUAAAUACAGUGGAAAAAUUGAAAGACAAAGCAAAAGAAAGCAGCGAUGAAGAGCUUGUGGAAAAGCCGGUGUAUAGUCAGAGUGUUAAAAGUUGCAAAGAGUUCGCUAAAAGGAAUAAAAAAUCAAAAUUACAGUUGUAA